Morchella importuna is the source of this 273-nucleotide messenger RNA. RefSeq lists its product as uncharacterized. The record is from RefSeq and is a predicted model, not a curated record. The coding region runs from base 1 to 273 and encodes 90 amino acids. NCBI's taxonomy places the organism in Eukaryota, Fungi, Ascomycota, Pezizomycetes, Pezizales, Morchellaceae. The transcript has a single exon.
AUGCACUCCCACCGCUUCCUCCUCCUCCUCCUUAUCGCCGUCGUAUUAACACUCCACCCCGCUGCCGCCACGAUGAAUCCCGCCACGAUAAAUCCCGCUGCGAUAAAUCCCGCUCUUAAGUCCAUCAAACUGGAGUCAUCAUCAGGCGCGCACCCGAAGCCCCCGAGAGUGAUGGCCGCGGCAAGGGCGUGUAAGGGAAAGGCGGAGAAUUGUGGGGAUGGGGCCGUGGAUAAGCAUGGGAGAAGGAGGAAGUCGAAUGGGGAGUGGGUGUAG